Messenger RNA from Bipolaris zeicola 26-R-13, 1017 nucleotides. RefSeq lists its product as uncharacterized. Gene Ontology annotation, cellular component: cytosol. NCBI's taxonomy places the organism in Eukaryota, Fungi, Ascomycota, Dothideomycetes, Pleosporales, Pleosporaceae. Bases 1 to 1017 code for a protein of 338 amino acids. The transcript has 3 exons. Gene Ontology annotation, molecular function: aldose reductase (NADPH) activity. The record is from RefSeq and is a predicted model, not a curated record.
AUGAAUCCUGCCCUUUCCAAGUUUAUGCUGAAGAGUACACCAAAGAGUAUCCUCGACCCUCAGCCCGAAAUGAACACUCCUAUCCCCCUCAACACGGGCGCCACCAUCCCCGCCCUCGGUCUGGGAACGUGGAAGUCUGGGCCUGGUGAAGUCAAGAAGGCCGUUGUCCAUGCCAUUGAGAGCGGCUACAGGCACAUUGACUGCGCCUUCUGCUACCAGAACGAGGACGAGGUUGGCGACGCCCUUCAGGAUGUCAUUUCGCGGGGUGUUGUGAAGAGAGAAGAUCUUUUCAUUACCAGCAAGCUCUGGUGCACAUUCCACUCCCGUGUCGAGGAGGGACUGCAAAAGAGUUUGGACCUGCUCAAAACACCUUACGUUGACCUGUUCCUUGUACACUGGCCGGUGCCCAUGAACCCCAAUGGCAGCCACCCUCUCUUCCCAAUGCUCGAGGACGGCUCCCGCGACAUCGACCGCUCAAUGACUCACCAAGACACAUGGAAGAACAUGGAGAAGCUCAUCCAAACACAUCCUGAAAAGGUCAAGGCCAUUGGUGUUGCCAACUACUCCGUCAGGUAUCUGGAGAAGCUCCUCGCCAAAGCCACCAUUGUCCCAGCCGUCAACCAGAUCGAGAACCACCCAUUGUGCCCACAACAAGAGGUCUACGACUUCUGCAAAGAAAAGGGCAUCCACGUCUCCGCGUACAGCCCGCUCGGCAGCACUGGCUCGCCGCUGUUCAAGGACGAGGUUAUCAACGAGGUCGCGAAAAAGCACAGCGUUGGACCCGCCGUCAUUCUCCUGAGUUACCACCUCGCCCGCAACUCAUCCGUCCUCGCAAAGUCCGUCACCCCCUCGCGUAUCGAUGAGAACAAGAACCUCAUCUCGCUCGAUAGCGACGACAUGGCGAAGCUGGAUAAGAUCCACAAGGACAAGGGUAUCCAACGUUACGUAUACCCACCCUUCGGUAUCGAUCUUGGCUUCCCUGACAAGCCUGAUGGCGUUGACCUCAGUGGUCCUUGA